ACGGACUCGCUCGACAGAAAGACGCACACAACAGAGCGCGUGUUGUUCACGGCGCAUCGGCGCACAUAGACGGCCGCCGACUUGCAGGACGCCCCCGUCCCUCGUGCGCGUCCAGAAACUUUGCCGGCACGCCGAAAUAUCAACAAACAUCUAAGCGUCUCGCGAAGUGUGCGCGCCGCCGAUGUGCGAUCAAUUCAAAAUUCCACCACGACCUAAACCGGUGGCCGCUGAUCGAUGUGAGCGGUAAACAAACACACGAAUGCGUUUUAAUAAAGAACACGUGCGCCGGAGGACGAAGCUGAAGAGUUAAUGGUAACUAAUGACGGCGUCGGACGCGCAGCAGCAUGAGCAGCACAAAGAGUCGACACUGAGUAUGUCAGCGGCAGCGAGGAGCGGCCGGCAUUCAUACAAAUUCAUAAACUAAUGUGCGUGUGAUCAUCCAAAGGAAAUUCAGGCGGGUUCCCAAACUUACGCAUGCAAAUCAGCGCAUGAAUCAGUUGGGGUUUUUGACUGCGGUCUACACAGGAAGACGGCAGAGUAAAUUUUACCCAACGGGAGUAAAAUUAUAUUCUGAAUAAACAAAUAACAAAACAGCGUCAAAUGCUUAUCAAUCCGAGUUGCGCGCGCAUGCUAGUUGGGACUAUCUUCGACACCUGCAACACCUGGUUCAAUCGGAUUUAAAUAUAAUUUUAAUGAUUAAACGAACGUGUUCAAUAGUGCACUGCCAAAAGAUAUUUUAAUAUUCACUGCCGGAGUACGCGUAUUUGCUUCCAAUGAAUUUACGGCGCUGUAAGUACCCAGUCGUCCUUACCUGAAGAAGCAUUACGGGUACCAAUAAUGACAAGGACCAAAAUGUGUUCAGCGACUAAAGUAUUCCUGCUCACGCUCUUGUUUAGUGAUAUUUUACAAGUUGGAACGCCCGUGAGAUUAAAAAGGGAAUUUAUUAACGAAGCUAUGCACGAUUAUUUAAUGAAAUACGGGUAUCUCAGUCACGACGUGGCCGGCGUCGGUGCACUGCGCACCGAGGAAUCCGUCCGACAGGCUGUUAGAGAUCUCCAGCGUUUUGCUAAUCUGCCUGUGACGGGGGAGCUGGACGAACCCACUGCCCGGUUGAUGAUGACGCCAAGAUGCGGACUGCCAGACGUCCAGCCAGGAUCACGAUCCAGGCGUAAGAAGCGUUUUCAAGUGCAAGGACAACGAUGGUCGAAUACAAACCUGACAUGGAGCCUGAAGAAUCGUAACCUGCCAAACUCUUAUGAAAUUCGGUAUGUCUUUUCGAAGGCAUUGGACUUGUGGGCGCGCCACUCUAAGCUCACCUUCGCCGAAGUGUUCGACGACAAGGCGGACAUCGUUAUCAGCUUCCACCGGGGGGACCAUGGCGACAACUACCCUUUCGACGGCAAGGGCCAGAUCCUGGCACAUGCAUUCUUCCCAGGCUCUGGCCGAGGCGGCGACGCGCACUUCGACGAGGACGAGAUCUGGUGGACGAAGGAGAACGAGACGUCCGGAGAAGGCACCAGUCUGUUUCACGUGGCAGCACACGAGUUUGGUCACUCGCUUGGACUUCAGCACACACCCGUCGAGGGCGCCUUGAUGUAUCCUUUCUAUCAACGGAUUCAGAACUCCUUCGAUUACGAGCUGCCCGAGGACGACCGGGCCGGCAUUCAGCAGCUUUACGGCGCUAGGGUUGAGAAACAAUGGGGUAUAAUACCGAAAUACCAUUUCACGACAACGACCACGACCACGACGACCACACCUCGGCCGCGGGUGCGGUACCGAGAUCGCACGCGUACUUAUCAUACGCACAAAGUGUAUAAUCCGCGCAAGACCAACCACCCGAAAUACCCCGGCAAGCCUUACUAUACAACGACCACUUCCACGACAACGACGACGACGACCACGACGCCUGAGCCAACCACACAACCACACCGCCGGCGGCAUUCUACAUCCAAGGAUCCUCGCAAGCCACCACCACCCGACACCUGCAAUACGUCAUACGAUGCAGUCGCCGUUAUACGGCGAGAAGUUUUUAUUUUCAAAGACGCUCAUUUUUGGCGGAUUGCGGACAGUGGUCUCCUUCGUGGUUAUCCAGUUGAGAUUACUAGGAUGUGGAGUGGUCUGCCGCGGAAUUUCACCCACGUGGAUGCUGUGUACGAGCGCCCUGAUGACAAGAUAGUGUUUUUCAUUGACCAACUUAUCUACGUCUUCACUGGGAAUACUCUGGAACGCGGAUAUCCGAAACCGUUGACGUCGUUAGGACUUCCGGCUGACCUGAAAAAGAUUGAUGGCGCUACCGUAUGGGGACACAACGGCAAAACGUUCUUCAGCGGAAAUCGCUACUGGAGAUAUGACGAAGAGUUGGAACGCGUGGAGCUUGAUUAUCCUCGUUCAAUGGACAUGUGGACAGGCGUUGGAACCGAUAUUGAUGCCGUGUUCUUAUGGAAAGAUGGUAAACUUUACUUUUUCAAAGGUAAAGGAUUUUGGAAGUUCAAUGAUAUGCUAAUGAGAGUUGAAAAGCCAGAACAAAUGGAUUCUGGUCCUUUCUGGAUGGGCUGCUCGAAGAACUAUAAGCGUCUCGAGAGCGAUGAGGGGUCGGGUCACAAGUCUAUCAGGUUUACCAGCGCGGGGGCUGAUAUCAAAUUGUCUUCAGUUCUUGCAUCUCUUGUUUGCUUUGCAUAUGCGCUUCGUCGCUAAUUUCUACGUAUAUUUCAAUAUUAUAAUAUAAUAAUCGAAAUAUUAUAUUAUAAUAGAAAUAGCGCGACAUAUUCAAUUAAAAAUCCAUGUCAUACCAUGUUAAUUUUCAGACUGAAGCAAAUGUCCAAAAAAAGAAAUGAUGAAAGUC
This is a messenger RNA of Dalotia coriaria, 2842 nucleotides long. RefSeq names its product matrix metalloproteinase-2-like. Gene Ontology annotation, cellular component: extracellular matrix. Gene Ontology annotation, biological process: proteolysis; extracellular matrix organization; collagen catabolic process. Lineage: Eukaryota; Metazoa; Arthropoda; Insecta; Coleoptera; Staphylinidae. Gene Ontology annotation, molecular function: metalloendopeptidase activity; zinc ion binding. The record is from RefSeq and is a predicted model, not a curated record.